Molecule: messenger RNA, 1577 nt
Organism: Physeter macrocephalus (sperm whale)
Lineage: Eukaryota; Metazoa; Chordata; Mammalia; Artiodactyla; Physeteridae
Gene: TAPBPL
Product: TAP binding protein like
Exons: 5
Coding region: 84-1577 (497 amino acids)
Biological process (GO): peptide antigen assembly with MHC class I protein complex
Cellular component (GO): MHC class I peptide loading complex
Molecular function (GO): MHC class I protein complex binding; TAP complex binding
Source: RefSeq, a predicted model, not a curated record
UGGAGCCCCUUCUCCAGCCCGUACCUGGCCGGCGCGGGGCACAAGGAGGGGCGGCGGGGGAGGAGGGCCUGAGAGCAGCCCCCAUGGGCUCCGAGGGGUGGUGCUUGCUGGUCUGCUUGGCUCUCUCCGGGGCAGCAGACGCCGUAGAAAGUCAGUGGCGGGCAGUGGACGUGAUUUUGGACUGCUUCCUGAUGGGGGAAGGUGGGCACCAUGGAGGUUUCGCCAGCCGUGAGAACAUGGUGAAGGCCUUGUUGGUGCUGAAGCAGGUGCCAGUGCCGGACGACGGCUCCCUGGAAGGCCUCACGGAUUUCCAAGGGGGCAUACUGGCCGAGGACGACCCACUCAUUACCUUCGAGGCCUCAGUGAACCUAAUACAGAUUCCCCAGGCUGAGGCCUUGCUCCAUGCCGACUGCAGCGGGAAAGAGGUGACCUGUGAGAUCUCCCGCUAUUUUCUCCAGGCCAGGCCAAAGGCCACGGCGGAGACGGCAGCCUGGUUCAUCACCAACGUGCUAGUGUCUGGAGAGGGACCUAGUAUCUCCAUGGUGAUGAAGACUCUUGGGGACGCUCGGAAUGGGGCUGUCUUGCAUCCCAUGCUGAAACUGCCCCUGAGCCCCCAGGGGACUGUGCGGACUGAAGUGGAGUUCCAGGUGACAACACAGACCCCAUCCCUGAAUCUCCUGCUGGGGUCCUCGGCCUCCCUGCACUGUGGCUUCUCCGUGGCACCAGGCUUGGGCAUCACCAGCGUGGAGUGGCGGCUGCAGCAUAAGGGCAGUGGCCAGCUGGUGUACCUCUGGACCACGGGGCAGGGGCAGGCCAGGCGGGAGGGCGCCACCCUGGAGCCUCAGCAGCUGCUCAUGGCUGGGGACGCCUCCCUCACCCUACCCAGCCUCACCCUGAAGGAUGAGGGGGCCUACGUCUGCCAGAUCACAACCUCCCUGUACCGAGCUCAACAGAUCAUCCGGCUCGACGUCCAAGCUGCCCCCAAAGUACGACUGAGCUUGGCGAGCGAAGCUCUGCCACCCACCCUCGUCUGCAGUGUCACUGGCUAUUACCCUCUGGAUGUGACUGUGACGUGGAUCCGGGAGGAGCUGGGUGGAGCCCCGGCCCCAGUCUCCGGCGCCUCCUACUCCAGCCUCCGGCAGAGCAUGGCAGGCACCUACAGCAUCUCCUCCUCCCUGACGGCAGAGCCUGGCUCUGUGGGUGCCACUUACACCUGCCAAGUCACCCACGUCUCCCUGGAGGAGCCCCUGGGGGCCAACACCUGGGUUGCCCCACCAGGUAUGGGAGUGCCCUCCUUUCCCCACCUCCACACCUGGGCUCACGGCUCCUGCCCUCUGGCCUUGUUCUGCUUCCCACAGCCUCGGCUGCUGCUUUCCCAAGGUGACAGCCUCCAGAGGUCCCACCCCACGUCCUCCGAGACUUUAUUACCCCCCGAGUUCUGGGGUACCAGGCACUGCCGAGAGCUGGAGACCAAGGCUGAACAAUUCCUCGUCCUGCCCUCGAGGAGCUUAGCCCAGCGGGAGGGACAGACGAGGCAGUCAGGGAAGAUGACCGAGGGAGGCCUGCAAGCCUGCUGA